This is a messenger RNA of Acanthamoeba castellanii str. Neff, 4047 nucleotides long. RefSeq names its product aldehyde oxidase and xanthine dehydrogenase, molybdopterin binding domain containing protein. The record is from RefSeq and is a predicted model, not a curated record. Gene Ontology annotation, molecular function: 2 iron, 2 sulfur cluster binding; iron ion binding; oxidoreductase activity. The coding region runs from base 1 to 4047 and encodes 1348 amino acids. The transcript is spliced from 27 exons. NCBI's taxonomy places the organism in Eukaryota, Discosea, Longamoebia, Acanthamoebidae.
AUGCAGCAGCCCACAGCUUUCUACGUGCCCGCGUCGUCGAAGCCGCAGUACAUGCCGCAGCCGCUCACCAGCCAGCUGGCCCAGCUGAGCAUCGCCGCCGCCGGCCCAGCUGAGCAGGUGAAGCAAGAGCUGGAGGCGGAGCCCAAGCGCUGCGCGGCGAAGAAGCAGCCCAAGCAGGACAGGCAGAGGAGGGAGAAGGCGGUGGCGGCCGAUCAGCAGAUUGUAUUUUACCUCAACGGCGAGAAGACCCAGGUCGACAACGUGGACGUGGCCACCACCCUCAACGACUAUCUCCGUGACAGACCCGACUACCAUGGCACCAAGUUCAUGUGCGGCGAGGGCGGCUGCGGCUCGUGUACGGUGGCGAUCGACAUGGCGGACGACACCGGGGCCACCAAGACCCUCGCCAUCAACUCGUGUCUCCGGCCUUUGGCCAGCUGCCACGGCCUCAACGUGACCACGAUCGAGGGACUCAACGGCGACGCCGAGACCAACCCCAUCUCCAAGAAGCUCGCCGAUUCCAACGGCAGCCAGUGCGGCUUCUGCAGCGUGGGCAUGGUGAUGAGCAUGUACUCGCUGCUCAAGGAGAAGCCCAAGCCAACGCAGCAAGAGGUGGAAGACCACUUCGACGGCAACUUGUGUCGCUGCACCGGCUACCGCCCGAUCCUCGACGCCAUGAAGUCCUUCGCCGGCGACGCCGCCUCGGCCGCGCCGGGCUCGCAGUGCAGCGCCGACAUCGAGGACCUCUGCCGUCGCACUGGAACGUGUGUGAAAAAGGCGGGCGAGGCUCCCAAGUCUGCGCUCCAGUUCCGCGACGCGCUCGGUAUGGCGUGGUACGCGCCGGCCACGCUCGACGCGCUUCUGCAGCUGCUCAAAAGUGCGCCUGCGGCCACCAAGAAGUUCGUCGUCGGCAACACCUCGAUCGGCGUGUACAAGGACCAGAAGCCCGACAUGUGGAUCUACAUCAGGGACAUUACAGAGCUCCAGAAAACGGAGAAGACGGCAGCUGGCCUGACGAUGGGCGGCGCGGUGACGGUGAGUCGGUUCAUGUCCUUCCUGGAGGAGACCGCCGCUGCGGACAAAUCCGUGCGCACCGCCUUCAUCCCCGUACUCCUCCGCCACCUGAAGCUCGUGGCGAGCCCGCAAGUGCGCAACGUGGGCAGCGUGUCGGGUAAUUUGAUGAUGGUGCACAACUGGGCCUUCACGUCCGAUAUCUGGACCAUCCUCAUGGCCGUGGGAGCCGAGCUGCGGCUGCUCGACAUCAACGGCAACUUCCAAAAUGUGCCGUUGUACGGAUUUGAGAAGGUGGACAUGACCAACAGGAUCAUCUACUCCAUCACCGUUCCGUGGGCGACCGUGCCGGGAGGCUUCGAUACGCACAAGACUAUGGUCCGUCACGUCAACUCGCACGCCAUCGUCAACGCUGGAUUCCGCGUGGAGCUCGACAGCAGCUAUCGCGUGACCAAGCUGCCCACCCUGGCCUACGGCGGCGUGCAGAAGUACCCGUGCCGCGCCGAAAAGGUGGAGGAGUUCUUGGUCGGACGCUCCUGGAGCGAUCCCGCCACGCUCAAGUAUGCGCUGGCUUUGCUGCAGACCUCGCUCGUGCCUACGAUCGACCCGACCGAAGGCCGCGUGGCCUACCGGUCCUCCCUCAUCCUCACCCUCUUCUACAAGUUCUACCUGGCCCAGCUCCCAGCCUCGUCGCUUCCUCCCCAACUCGAGUCGGCGAUGCACCACUUCGUUCGGCCGGUGAGCAGUGGCGAGCAGUCGUAUGGCACCGACCCGUCGGAGUACCCGAUCUCCCAGGCCAUUCCCAAGAUCGACGGCGUCGUCCAGACCAGCGGCAAGGCGGUGUAUGCCGACGACGUGACGCCGAACAACGCGGCCUACGCCGACUUUGUGCUGACCACGGUGGCGACCGGUGACAUCGUGUCUGUCGACCCGUCGGCCGCCCUUCAACUUCCCGGCGUCAUCGCCUGGAUCUCGGCCAAGGACAUCCAGCCCGAUCGCAACACCAUCACGACUGACCCGGUCCCGGUUGAGUGGCACGAGCCCGUGUUUGCUGACAAGAAGGUCAUCUACAACGGCCAGCCCAUCGGCUUGAUCGUGGCCGAGAGCUACAGAAGGGCGCGCGAGGCCGUGCAGCUGGUGAAGGUGACCUAUGACGUCAGCAAGGCGCCCAAGCCGGUCCUGUCGCUGGACGAGGCCAUCUCCCGCAACUCCUUCUUCCCGCCCUACCCGGGCACCACCCCCGUCGGCCCCUUCACCACGGGCGACCUCAGCAAGGGCUUCGCCCAGUCCAAGCACGUCCUCCAGAAUUCGGUCUCGGUCGGGUCGCAGUACCACUUCCACAUGGAGACGCAGAGCAGCGUGGCCAUUCCGGAGGAGGGCCAGGCGAUGAAGGUCAUCUCGUCGACCCAGUGGCCUUCUCUCAUGCAGAACCUCAUCUCGCGCGUCACCGGCGUCAACAGCUCCAAGAUCACCGUGGAAACGAGGCGCGUGGGCGGGGCCUACGGAGGCAAGAUCACCCGAUCGGCGAUGGUCGCCACGGCCGCCGCGGUGGCCUCGAAGAAGCUGAAGCGGCCCGUUAAGCUGUCGCUCGACAUCAACACCAACAUGGAGAUGGUCGGCAAGAGGCACCCGUUCCGAUGCGACUACAAGGUCGGGUUCGACGACAACGGCAAGAUCAAUGCCCUGCAGAUGACCCUGUACGCUGACGGCGGGUGCUCCUACGACUCGACGGCCGGCACCGUGGACAUGGCGCUCACGUCGGCCGACAACUGCUACUUCGUGCCCAACUACGCCAUCGAGGGCAAGCUCUGCUUCACCAACCUGCCCUCCAACACCCCGACCCGCGCUCCCGGUUGCGUGCCGGCGAUCUACUUCAUGGAGAGCGUGGUGGAGUCAGUGUCGGCCUAUCUGGGCCUCUCGCCCGACGUGGUGAAGCCCCUCAACUUCUACGCCAAGGGCCAGACCACCCCCUACGGGCAGCCCCUUCCCUACUUCAGCUUGGGCUCGCUUUGGAAUCAGCUGAAGGCCAGCUGCAACUAUGACGCCCGCAAGGCGCAGGUGCAGCUCUACAACAGCAACAACCGCUGGACCAAGCGCGGCAUCUCCCUCGUCCCCCUCAAAUACGGCAUCUCCUGGGCUGGAGCCAAGUAUGGUUGUCAGGUGAACAUCUACAUGGACGGUACGGUGGGCGUGGGCCACUCGGGCGUGGAGGUCGGCCAGGGCAUCAACACCAAGGUGGCCCAGUGCGUGGCCCACGAGCUCGGCAUUCCGCUCGACCUGAUCGCCAUCGACCCCACCAACAGCUUCAUCGCCACCAACGCCGACCCCACCGGCGGUUCCAUCACCUCUGGCCUCAACAGCAAGAUCGUGAUGGAGGCGUGCGACAUCCUGAACAAGCGGCUGGCGCCCCUGCGGACGCUGAUGCGGCAGGACAAGAGGGCCGAGCCCACCUGGCAGGAGCUGAUCACCAAGGCCUACGCCGCCGGCGUCGAGCUGAGGGCGCACGCCUGGAUCACCGCGCAGACGCCCAACCCAUUCGCCUACAACUCCUACGCCGUAGCCUGCACCGAAGUGCAAGUGGACAUUCUUACGGGCGCCACCGAGGUGCUGCAGACCGACAUUCUGUUCGACUGCGGCGUCAGCCUGAACCCCGACGUCGACAUCGGUCAAGUCGAGGGCGCCUUCAUCCAGGGCCUGGGCUACUUCCUCACCGAGUACAUCGAGUACGACCCCAGCGGCAAGCUGGUGACCAACGGCACGUGGGAGUAUAAGCCGCCCUCGCAGAAGGACAUCCCCAUUCGCUUCAACGUCGCGCUCCUCAAGGAUGCGCCCAAUCCUGUGGGCGUGAUGCGGUCCAAGGCUUCGGGCGAGCCGCCGUACUGUGUGGCGUGUUCAGUGUACUUUGCGGUCAAGCAGGCCCUCGCCAGCGCCAGGGCCGAGGUGGGCCAGAAGGGCGACUUUGCCCUGCCCGCCCCGGCCACCGUGUGGAAUGCCCAGCAGGCAGCCGGCGUCCAAAUCGAACAACUCUACUGGUGA